This is a messenger RNA of Lolium rigidum, 719 nucleotides long. RefSeq lists its product as uncharacterized. Bases 27 to 491 code for a protein of 154 amino acids. The transcript has 3 exons. Lineage: Eukaryota; Viridiplantae; Streptophyta; Magnoliopsida; Poales; Poaceae. The record is from RefSeq and is a predicted model, not a curated record.
UCGAGAUCUGAAUAAACCCCUCUCCGAUGGCGUCGGCAGCGCUUCGAUCUGCUGCGAGGAAGGUCUGUGGUCGCGCCUUUGAGCGACCUCGGGCGUAUUUUACGACGGCCGCUUCAGCGGUCCUCAAGGAGGAACAGAGGCGUGUGCUGCCAAGGAUUAGCCAUGGCGGGAGCUCGCUUCGCCGGUUCAGUUCCUCCGAAUCACAAAGUGCUCUUAAUAAUAAUAAUAAGCAGAUAGCCAAACCUGCGGCCCCAAUCGCAGAUGACAUCAUUCCACCCGACUCGCCAUUUUGGAAGAUGAGCGUGGUUUUCCCCAUAUCGAUAUGGUCACCUCGCCACCCCUAUCAUGGACACCUUGUGCUUCUAUGGGCAGCCGGGACGCUUGCUCUAUGCUCGGGAGUAGUCUACGGUGAGAGCAAGUAUCUAAGAAGAGACCGAGGCAUCCUAAACAUCAAGCAUGGUUCGUGCAGAUGUACAUGCUGUGUCCACUGAGGCCUCGUUUGGUGGAGGUGCUUUUGCCAAACAAGCCCUGAAUGAAUUGCCCUGGUUUCUAUCCUUUGUGAUGUCUAGCUAAUCUAGUGUGAGGGGCCGUGUGUACAGUUCCCGGGAAUAUGCGUGUUGUUCUUCAUGAACUAUAUCACUAUAUGUGUGCUAGUUAUUAUUCUCUAUGCCAAAAUCUUGUGCGUAGACUCUAGAUGCUAAUAGUAUUUUAUUGUACAA